This is a messenger RNA of Geodia barretti, 2169 nucleotides long. The record is from the annotation of a GenBank genome assembly. Lineage: Eukaryota; Metazoa; Porifera; Demospongiae; Tetractinellida; Geodiidae.
AUGAAGCAGAAGCCUUCCUCCGAGAUAACUACCGUCUCGCCUGCCAAGCAGUUGUUCUUGAUAUUGACGAGGACAUCGAGUUCGCACCCACUUCGACGCUCACCAAGGAUCUUGACGCAUACCGUCACAACGGAUGACGGAACGGCGGAACUAAACCCGCGGGUUACGCAUCGCGAUGGGGUUGUCUAUUACCAUGACGAACCCAUUGACCGUUACCGGGGACACCUCUAUGGACUCGCCUUAGACAUCGGAACAACGACAGUGGUGGCGAAUCUGGUUGAUUUAGAGAAUGGGAAAACGGUUUCUGUCAGUUCCUUUGAAAACCCACAGCGUUUUGGUGGGAGCGACAUCAUGAACCGCAUCUCCUACGACGGUGAAUUUCAGGGUGAACUGCGCCGCUCGCUUAUUGCCGCAUUAAACAGCGAAAUCAUGGAGGUGUGUGAACGCCACCACUUCGUCCGUCAGGAGAUUUAUGAAGUCGUCGUUGCUGGUAACACAACGAUGCGCGAUAUCUUCUUCAAGCAUGAUGUUCAGAGCAUUGGACAAAAGCCGUAUAAAUCUCUGAUUGAGCAUGAGUAUCGGGAGGGGACCCGUUCAACCACUUCUCUUAUUGAAAAAGUGCGUCGCUUGGGUAUCCGUGCGAAUCCGAAGGCGAUGGUCUACAGCUUGCCGUUGAUUGCCAGCCAUGUCGGUGCUGAUGUUGCGGCGGAUUUAGUCUCGAUUGGCAUCCCCGCGCAGGAUGAGGUCAUCAUGUUGGUUGAUGUCGGAACGAACACAGAGGUGGUCGUCGGAAAUGCGAAACGGAUGGUCGCUGCAUCAUGUCCGGCUGGUCCCGCAUUUGAGGGUGGCGGCAUUGAAUACGGAAUGCCUGCUUACCCCGGUGCUAUUGAGUCUGUGAAGUGGAACGAUGGUCAGCUCAAUUAUGAGACGAUUGGUGGUGAGACACCAGAGGGGGAGACACCACAGGGGUUAUGCGGUUCUGGGUUAAUUUCACUCCUCGCUGAACUGCGUCGGAACAAUCAGAUGAGUCCGAAAGGCGUUUUUGCAGACAGAAAGCAACGCGUUAUGUCCCUUUUGCCGGAACACGGUAUCACCUUCUCACGCGAGGACGCAAGCAAUUUGGCACAAGCAAAGGCGGCAAAUUACUGUGGACAAUAUAUUGUUCUGCGGCACUUCGGCUGCGUUCCAAAAGACAUUACGAAACUCUUUUUGGCAGGUGGCUUUGCCAAUUAUGUUAACCUACAGGAUGCGAUUGAAAUCGGAUUUCUCGCACCCGUUCCAGAAGCGAAUGUCGUCAAGAUUGGCAACGCCGCAGUGGCUGGUGCUGAGGCGAUUGGGACAAACACGUUCGUGGCAUCUCCGCUUCACUUGGAGAUGGCAGGUCAAGACCUAUCCGAUGCUAAACGCCUCACACGACUCGCUGUUCAACACGCAAAAACAGCUAUCGCACAGAGUGGAAGAGAUGUCUACAUUGCUGGCUCUGUGGGACCCUCUCCCGGCGCAAUUGAAGCCGAUAGCGGAGAUACCACUUUCGGCAUUCCAAAUGCGGACGCAAGAGAGGCGCAUAAAUUAGUUAUCCACACCCUCGCAGAAGAAGGCGUGGAUUUUCUCUGUCUUGAGACGAUGUUUUCUGCAAAAGAGGCAGCACUCGCUGUAGAUGUUGCGCGUGAGACACGUCUGCCUAUUGCCGUGAACUUGACUUAUAAGUGGACCAAGGAGCGGCGAACUGGCAAUAUCAUCUAUCGGACGGAUUGGGGGAACUCCCCCGCAGAUCUACUUGAGAUCCUAACGAACAACGAAUUUUCGGGAGGGAACUCACUAUUGGAGUCCGUUAGCAUCAUCGGCGUGAACUGUGGUGCUGAAUCCAGACGUGAUGAACAUACUGGGAUGCCUUAUGCAAUUGCUGGGAUUCAGCAACUGCGCACGGCACUUGCUGAAACAGGGAUUGAUGGCAAAUGGAUGAUGGCGUACCCUAACGCUGGCAUGCCGAAGCUUGAUGAGAACCAUAAUACCGUCUAUACGCAGACCCCAACAGAGAUGGCGAGUCAUAUCCCGGAACUCAUUGAAACCGGUGCCUACUUAAUAGGUGGCUGUUGUGGGACAACACCGACCCAUAUUAAAGCCUUCCGUGAGGCAAUCGCGUCGUAUCGUUCAGCACCGGUGCCUUAA